Mya arenaria is the source of this 1604-nucleotide messenger RNA. RefSeq lists its product as uncharacterized. Bases 624 to 1058 code for a protein of 144 amino acids. NCBI's taxonomy places the organism in Eukaryota, Metazoa, Mollusca, Bivalvia, Myida, Myidae. The transcript is spliced from 3 exons. The record is from RefSeq and is a predicted model, not a curated record.
GUUGACGUAUUUCUUCAAUAAGUUAACUCUAGGGGAUACGUGGAUUUUUUGUCAACUGGAUUUAAACUUAACAAAAGUAUUGGGCGCAGUAUUUACAAGACGUUUAACUAAAUACUUAAGAAACCAUCUAUGUCUGCUAUUUAAAUAAUUCGCAACACUUUUGGACAAAAGUUUCGCGGUUGAAGAAGUAUCCUGAGUAAAAGUAUUAUGUUCAUGGAAUAAAUGAAUGUAAAAGACAGCGUUGGAAAGGAAACAUAUAUGAAAAGAAAAUUAUUUUAUGAAAUUUGUUUGAUCUAAGAGCAUUAAAUAAAAUUAUUUCAGUUAUAAUAAAAGAAGUUAAGGAUCCAAAUAGAUAUCUCCGUUAAAAGCACGAGAUGAACAGCUCCAAAAUAGCGUUUAAUAUUUUGUUUAUCUGAAACUUGCUUGUGCGACGAGUAAUAUUUGAGCUAUUGAAACAAGACAAAAGUCUGUCAAAACAUUUGCAUACAUUUAGCACAUUUGUGAGAAAAAUUAUACACUCUUCUAUUAGAGGCAAAUAGCGUUUACGGCAGUCAGCUGUAGCCAGAUCGAGGAACAAAAGUCAAAUUUAAUAUCACGGGUGGAGUUCUACGUCAAACUUCAAAAUGCUCUUCUCUAAAGCUGGACUUUUAAGCAUAGCGACUGUGUUAAUGGCGUGUGUUACGUUUGUGCGUACAUAUGUGAUCAUCGAACCAGAACACAAAGAUUCGCUUCCACUACAACAGGAUACGAGGUUGUUAUAUCUGUUAAAAGUUCUUGAAGGCCUGGAGUCGCUGGAGUUAAGUAAGGACGAACAGAAAUAUCUACCAAGUAUAUCCAAACAGACAAAUUUACCUGAUACGAGCCGGAUGAGUUUUCUAUCCAAGAUGGAGGCUCGAAGAAGUAAACUGUCCGGUUGGAGGCUGCCCAUUCGAGAAAAUAAAGACUUUUCUGACGACGUUAUAGCCCUGGACAAGAAAGACUACGCCAUUUUACCUCCGCAAUCCGAGUGGUGCCGAAUGAUGGGCUUCCGGCGGUGUCAUGGUUCAUCUUCAAGAUAACUUCCGGUUUACUGGAAAAUAGUGCGGUUGUGAAAAUUGCACAAUAAAAUUAAUACCUGGUUAUUACCAGUACAAAAAUACGCCAAGUUGUUUGUUCUGUUAGGAUUGCGAGUAAAAGGUGCCAAUUUUAUGUUGUUUUUAAUAUCUAUACAAAUUAUUAAAUUGACCAGUCAAAAACAAACCCAUUAGAAAAAAAACACACGUUUAUUCAUAAUUAUAAAGGAGUGUAAAAGUUCAUAGACGAACAUUUUAUUGAUAAAUGCACAGACAAACUACCUUUAUUGAGUAAAUUUAAGUUUGUUAAAAUGACAAUAAAUAUAAACUUUCAUCUUGAUUGCCUUUUUCAAUGAGCCCCUGGGUGGAGAAAAAUCUAGAAUUACUAUGUGUCUACUGUUCAAGACGAAUAUAAAUCUAAGUACCUCUAGUGUAAGCCGCGACAACCAUAAAUAGGUUUUAUUGUAUUUUUGCUGGUUUUUUUUGUAUAUUUCAUGUUGUUUUAUUGUUAAGUGUUUUGGCUUCAAAUAGAUUUUCACAAAAAAAGAAAUA